This is a messenger RNA of Puccinia triticina, 336 nucleotides long. RefSeq lists its product as uncharacterized. The transcript has a single exon. Lineage: Eukaryota; Fungi; Basidiomycota; Pucciniomycetes; Pucciniales; Pucciniaceae. The record is from RefSeq and is a predicted model, not a curated record. Bases 1 to 336 code for a protein of 111 amino acids.
AUGCAAGUUCCUGAAAAUACAACAGUGGACACACCAUUGGCUUUUGGCGAGGACAGCCACUCAGGUGCGCGCCUCUUCAAUCGGCCCAUUCUUGAAAACAUCGACGCGCUGCCCAUCUUGGGCCUCACUCCAUCACAGCUCUGGCUUCAUCCGGCCAAAGAUAGCUCGAAGCUGGUCACAAUCGCAGCAGGGCAAAAAGCAGUGGGUAUGUAUCUACUUCACAACAACAAACAAUCGAAAGACAAGGGAUCAGGAAAGGAACCGCCCUGGACGCCGAUGAAUGGAGCCUCCACGGGCCACCACCAAGUCGAUGUCGCACCGCCGGGAUUCAAAUGA